AAGUACUGUUUGGACUUCGUGCAGUGUUUAAAACUGGAACUCACUUGACAGGAUAACAAAAUGGCAAACAGAGACAAAGCAACAAACCAACUUCUCAAUUUCAAAGAAUCACAGACGAAACCUGAUGUCUUGACAACUGGAACAGGUGUCCCUGUUGGCACCAAAACAGCCACAAUGACAGUUGGACCAAGAGGUCCAGUCCUUUUACAAGACUUUGUCUUCACAGAUGAAAUGGCCCAUUUCAACAGAGAAAGAAUACCAGAAAGAGUGGUACAUGCCAAAGGAGCUGGAGCAUUUGGAUACUUUGAGUGCACACAUGAUAUUUCGAAGUACUGUAAGGCAAAGCCAUUUGAAUUUGUUGGUAAAAAGACACCUUUAGGAGUUAGAUUCUCAACAGUUGGUGGAGAAAGUGGUUCUGCUGACUCUGCCAGGGACCCCAGAGGAUUUGCUGUAAAGAUGUAUACUGAAGAUGGUAACUGGGAUCUGGUGGGGAACAAUACUCCAAUCUUCUUCAUUAGAGAUCCUAUGCUGUUUCCAAGCUUCAUACAUACACAGAAGAGAAACCCAGAAACUCACCUAAAGGAUCCAGACAUGUUCUGGGAUUUCAUUACACUUCGACCAGAGACAACCCACCAGGUGUCCUUCCUGUUCUCUGACCGUGGAACCCCUGAUGGCUUCAGACGUAUGAAUGGUUAUGGAAGUCACACAUUUAAGACAGUUAAUAAGGAUGGACAGGCAUACUACUGUAAAUUCCACUUCAAGACUGAUCAAGGCAUCAAAUGUCUGAGUGCUGAGCAAGCAGACAAGCUGUCUUCAACUGAUCCUGAUUAUGCCAUCCGUGAUUUAUACAAUGCCAUCUCGGAAGGGAAUUUCCCUUCAUGGUCACUGAACGUCCAGAUAAUGACAUUUGAAGAGGCAGAAAAUUUCAGAUAUAAUCCUUUUGAUCUUACCAAGAUUUGGCCUCAAGGAGAAUUUCCAUUGAUCCCAGUUGGUAGAAUGGUUUUGAACAGGAAUCCAAAGAAUUACUUUGCUGAAGUAGAACAGAUAGCCUUCUCUCCAGUUCAUAUGAUUCCAGGAAUAGAAGCCAGUCCAGAUAAAAUGUUACAGGGAAGGUUGUUCUCCUACUCUGACACACACAGACACAGACUUGGUAGUAAUUACCUCCAGAUACCAGUCAAUUGUCCAUUUAAUGCAAGAGUCAAAAACUACCAGAGAGAUGGUCCACAGUGUGUUGAUGAAAACCAAGCUGGAGCACCAAACUACUUCCCCAACAGUUUUACUGGACCACAGGACAAUCGUCAGUACUUAGAGUCUAACUUCAGCAUUAGUGGUGAUGUCAAGCGUUACAAUACAGCUGAUGAUGACAACUAUUCACAAGUUGGUGUAUUCUGGAGAAAGGUACUGAAUCCAGCAGAAAGACAAAGAUUGGCAGAAAAUAUUGCUGGCCAUGUUUGUAAUGCAUCAGAAUUUCUACAGAAACGAGUAAUCAAUAACUUUGGACAGGCUGAUCCAGAAUACGGACAAAUGAUUAAACAAUUAUUGGAUAAAAUAAAUGCUAAAAAGAGGGCAACACAGGCUGGAGUUCCUGCCAAUUUAUAGAUUUUAUAAAAGACUGGUGAAAAAGCAUUAAUGAACUAUGUUGUGAUGGAUCAAUACAAUCGUAAUUGUAGAUAUUAAAUUAUCAUGCUGGGAAAAAUCCUGUAAGCUAUUUUUUCUAGGGAUACUUAAAUUAUGCCUUUUAAAGUUCUAAGAUAUUACUUGUUCUUGUGCAAAAAGAAAAUCAAAAUUGACAAAAUUGACAAACUGAAAAUAGAUUUAUACUGUAUUUAUAAGAAAUAUAGAUAUCAGCUGACUGGUAUGUCGAUCAAUGUAAUUAUUUGUUGAUCAAUACAAUUGUUUCAUUUAUAAAGCUGCUUUGAAUCAGUAUUAAUUGUAUGAAAAGGAUUGGCAGAUUUUGUAAAAAAUAUUGUAUGUAUUAAUGAAAGUUGUUUUUGAAAUCCCUGUUUGUAUCAUAAUGAUUGAGAAUUUUUUGUGAAUUUCUUAAUCUUAGUUUCCAUUGUAGCCUGUCAGUAAAAUGAUUUUUUUUUAAUAUGAAGUUUUCCUUUUAUUAUACCCACAGAAGUUAGGCUUAAGAAAUUUUAUAUGAAUUUAAUUAAUAUUACUUUUAACUUGGUUUUUCAGUUAUAUUUAUUUUUUUUAUUUAAAUUAAAUAUUUUUCUUAAGUGCUUAAUAAAAAAAUCAAACAUUAUUUAUAAAAUUCUGUCAGAUGUGACAAAAUAUUUUUCUUGAAUUAAGAGUGAAAAAAAGAAGAAUUUCUUAUAGAAGCUCUAGUUUGGAAAAAUUCAUUUAAAAUGAAUGAAAAUUGGCUUGAUAUUAAGAAAAACCAUGUUGGUUAUGCAAUUUGCCAUAUAUGAAUUAUUUAAAUUCAUUAAAUAUCAAUACAAUAGUUGUUUUCAAAUUAAUUUUAAACAGCAGAAAUUUUUUUAUAUUUCUUUAAUUGCCUACAGUAAAUUCACUUUAUAUUUUUUAAGUUUUUAAUUAAAAUUAAUUUUGUGAGUGUGAUGUAAUUGUUAAAUGUGAUAAUAAUUUAUGCAUACUUGUUAAUGAGGUUAGUUAUUGUAUCAUUCAUAAAUGUACAUGGAGAUGUAAUAAACAGAAAUAAUAUUU
Messenger RNA from Mytilus californianus (California mussel), 2667 nucleotides. Its product is annotated as catalase-like. Gene Ontology annotation, biological process: hydrogen peroxide catabolic process; response to hydrogen peroxide. Lineage: Eukaryota; Metazoa; Mollusca; Bivalvia; Mytilida; Mytilidae. The transcript is spliced from 12 exons. Bases 61 to 1599 code for a protein of 512 amino acids. Gene Ontology annotation, cellular component: cytoplasm; mitochondrion; peroxisome. Gene Ontology annotation, molecular function: heme binding; catalase activity. The record is from RefSeq and is a predicted model, not a curated record.